Molecule: messenger RNA, 873 nt
Organism: Penicillium atrosanguineum
Lineage: Eukaryota; Fungi; Ascomycota; Eurotiomycetes; Eurotiales; Aspergillaceae
Exons: 1
Coding region: 1-873 (290 amino acids)
Molecular function (GO): hydrolase activity
Source: RefSeq, a predicted model, not a curated record
AUGGAUUCGUUGGACGACCUCCUUAAGAUCGCAAACCCGGUUCGCGCGUAUGCCCUGAAAAACUUCAGCGUUACUGCUCAUCCAGACGAGGUGCUCCAAAUCCCCUCGCGGGAAGAAGGGCGGUUCAUUCGAAUUCAUGCUUAUAACACGCUCAGCAAGGAUGCUCCAGCCCCAGCCCUCAUCAACUUCCAUGGCAGUGGAUUCGUGAACCCUCUGCAUGGGAGUGACGAUGAGUUUUGCAGAACUAUUGUCGAGAAAACGGGAUUAGUGGUUCUGGACUGCGCCUAUCGACUCGCACCGGAAAACAAAUUUCCUGCUGCAAUCCACGACGCCGAAGAUGCGGUUCGUUGGGUUCUUUCGCACCCCGAAAAGUUCGAUACUUCCCAGCUAUCAAUUUCUGGCUUCAGUGCUGGAGGAAUCUUGUCUCUGGUUCUCAGCUCGAUGAUCUUUACACAAGGAACAUUCAAAAAUGUGCUCGCGGCCUAUCCUCCAACAGACAUGGUCCAAAGUUCCGCAGACAAGAUUGCCCCCGAUACAUCGAGAGAUGGUGCUCCCGUCGAGCUGUUGGACGCAUUCGUGCGAUGUUAUUAUCAAAAUCCCGAAGAUGUGAAGAGUGUGCUUGCUUCACCAGCCUUCAUACCAGUUGAAAAGUUCUCGGAUAGGAUUUUUCUCGUUACUGCGGCUUGUGAUCGCCUCUGUCUCGAAGCAGAGGCACUUGGAAAUAGGAUCAAAGAUGCGACGACCAAAAAUAUCAAGAUGCAUCGGUAUGACGGCUGUGAACACGCAUUUGACAAAGCGUAUGAGAAAGGAUCUGUCCAGGAAAGAGCGAAAAAUGACCUCUACGAAAAGGCGGCCUUGUUCUUGACAGAGUGA